This is a messenger RNA of Pseudovirgaria hyperparasitica, 8025 nucleotides long. Its product is annotated as ARM repeat-containing protein. Bases 1 to 8025 code for a protein of 2674 amino acids. Gene Ontology annotation, molecular function: protein kinase regulator activity. The record is from RefSeq and is a predicted model, not a curated record. The transcript is spliced from 4 exons. Gene Ontology annotation, biological process: regulation of translation; cellular response to amino acid starvation. Gene Ontology annotation, cellular component: cytosol. Lineage: Eukaryota; Fungi; Ascomycota; Dothideomycetes; Acrospermales; Acrospermaceae.
AUGGCGGAGGUCAAAGAAUCCGAUACCUCCGCCGAGGAUAUCCGGAAGGCAUUGCUCAGUGGUUCUACAAAACGUAGAUUAGCCGCACUCGACACAAUCAGUCAACAGCUUGUAGCGGAGGAUCUCUCGCCAGCUACUCUGCAACACCUUGUCCCAUUACUGUUCGAUACAUACCCCCGAUAUGCCGACCGACCGUCACGUCGAGCUGUACAGAAUAGUCUGAGAAAAGCUAUAUCUGGAGAAUACGCAGACGGCGCAUUGAAUAUAUUCGUGAGAUUACUCGAGACCGAGGCGCCCAAGACUAGCGUGGCCCCUUCGAAUGCGUUUGUGCUGCUGGAAUGGUGUACCACUGUGUUGGUUGCGAUCAGUAAGAGCCAGGAACGAUGGGACAAGUACGGUCUCAGGAUUGUCGGUGCAGAUGCUAUAAUUCUAGAAGUCUGCAUGUCGACUGAUGCGAAGGCGACUAUGAAGCAAUCUGCUUUGGUGAUAACGCGCCGUGCAUUUAGAACUAUCUUCAAGGCGGCACACGACCCUCCGCAAGUGCUUAAAGUACUCGUCUCUACACUAUCAGCGAAAGGCGCGAAUUCUAAAGCUAAGAAUGCUGUUGCGUUGGGUGUGAUUGCUGGUGUAUGUGCAAGAUUAACAUCCAUUGCGCCCUCCAUUCAAGAUGUGAAGAAGGAUUACUAUGCAUUCUACGCACGCGAAAUCUUGGGUUCCAAGACGGCCCUUCCGCAGCACAUCACUAAUGGCAUGCAUGAUUUCUUUCACACGUUCGCGGGAAUUGGGGAUCUACAGAAAGAGCUUAUUCCCGCCAUAGAAAAGGCUCUUCUACGAGCACCGGAAGUUGUCUUGAAUGAUAUGUUAGCGACCCUCGUCAAUUCGCUACCAUUAGAGAUGGAUUUAUCGGAUAUACUCUUAAACAGUCUUCUCAAGCCUCUCCUGUCGAACAUCAAGUCCACGAGCGCAAUCAUCCGAAUAGGCGCUUCCAACACCUUCCAGGCUCUUGCCACCCGUUCCCACACGCAGCAGACAAUUGAAAAGGUUGCAGAGGAACUACUCGCUCCGCUCAAGCAAGGGAAAGUCCCAGGGGCUGAGCAAAAAGUAAUUCACGCCCAGAUGCUGGCUGCUCUCAAAGGACACGAUGCACCGCUUCCGCAAAUAGCAACAGCGCUCGCUCAAGUCGCACUAAAAGAAAGCAGCGAACAAGCGGCUAACGCCGAAGUGAACGCUAUUGCCAAGCACGUGACGGAAAUACUCGUGGCUGGUGCAAAUGUUGAAAGCACGGUUUCGCAAGCGUUUGCUAAAGGCAUCACUGAUAAGAAGUUACCCAUAAGAAGAGUGUGGGCGCUACGCUUUGGGGAGAUCAUUUGGAAGGUCCCAUCGCACGAGGCAAAUACUCUGGACUUCUGUCGUGCCCCUCUUAGCGCAUUCAUCGAUUCUUGGAAUGACAUACAAACAAACGCAGUCCCGGCUGCGCAGAAUGGCCUUGUGGUUCUAGGCUACAUACUUACCUCCCUUUGCAUGUCCCGUCUAGCCGAGGUCAGUGACGACAAAAUAGAUGCAUUAAAGAGCAAAGUGUCGGCAAUCAAGACACUUCUCGUGGCCGAACCGAAGCCAUCAUUCCUCUUGAAUAAUCGUGUCUACACAAAGCUGACGGGCUCGUGUGAUCUUGUAUGGUUGAUUCGUGCGCUGGCAUCUGUUGCAUCGCCUGUAGCUGAAGCAAGCACAGACAGUGGUUUAGGAGAUGCGUGGUCACAGGCCUUUAUCUACUGUCUGACCGCAAGCAGUCUGCCCAGUGAGGUGCGUCAAGAAGCCGUUCGGGGGCUGUCUUUGGUAUACUCUCAACAACCUAUGCCUAUCGCAAACAUCAUAAUUGACGGUCUAUGGAACUGGUACCGGAGAGCAGAGCUGAAUGAAAAGGAUACUGCAGCAUUGGCGGCAAAAACUGGGAACGAUCAGCUUCAGCAUGCUGUUUCAUCGAUAUGCAUGCGACCAGAAGAAGCGAAGACGCUGAAUAAAAACUACGAUCAAACGAUCAUCGGACCUCAACUUCGAGAUCUACUCAUACUGGCUCGGCCUGAACUCAUCCCUCGUGUGUCUUGGAUUGACUUGUGUCUGCGGACUGGUAACGACCCAGGAGCAUUGGUAAAAGCGAGCUGUGUCGAACUUGUUCAGAAUAUCAUCAAGGUUACUGAGGAUCCUCUAAACCGGAAUCUGCCCAAGGUCCAAUUAGCUGCUGGAAACGCGGCUGCGGACUUGGCCUUUGUUGCACCCGAUACAGCGAUACCAAUUAUUCUGCAACAGAUCGCGACUGAUCUUGAUCCCAGCCAGCUGGAGAAUGUUGGUCCCACGGAAGCGGCCAUUUUUCGAACUCCCGAAGGAACAGCUUUUGUCGACGUUCUUGCGAACAAGGGUCCGGCGCAGAGCCUGCAAAAGACCGCAAAAGAUUACGACACUCUCAAAUGGGAAGAAGACCUUCGAGCUCAACUAGCCGAGAAGAAGGGGCAAACGAGAAAGCUCACCGCGGACGAGCAGGCAAAACUGAAAGCGCAGCUUGCAAAGGAAUCAACGAUUCGUAGUGAAAUAGCACAGAUCGAAUCAAGAUUACGGCGUGGGGUAGGGAUUGUUGCAAGCCUUGCUUCUGGGCCUCCGACUGAUUCUGAUAUUUGGCUCAGACAAUCUUUGCAGCUCCUCUUGCAGGCAAUCAGCAAUGGUGCAGGUCUUCUACUCGGUCACGCACCAGCAGACGCUUAUAUCAAAUGUUCCGAACGUAUAUCUUCAAGAAUUGGUACUUUGAGGCCUUUUAUUGGUAUCGCAACAUUACGCGCCAUUGGAAACUCAAAUCUCCCAGAAGAAUUACAAGCAGAAGAUCUUGGCGACAUGGUAACCCGUAUACUCUACAGACUUCGGUUCCUCGGCGAACAAAGAUCGUUCGACUCUGCAUCGCUCAUGUACAUCUUCCCGCUUCUGUUCCUGGUUUUGGAGCGAGGUGGAAUCUCCAAGACCUCCGUAGAUGAGGCGGACGAGCAGAUCGUUCUCUCGCUUGAAUUCAUAUCGAUGCAUACGGAUGCGUGUUCGGAUGAUAGACUACCUCGUCAGCGACUGCUUGCACUUCUGAUCUCCACUAUGCAAAGAUAUACCCAACAUUACAAGCUUGUCAAAGACCUGCUGAUCGAUCUCUGCAGGAGCUUGGCGGCCAACAUAACCGUUGAGGAGAUCUCUACACUGGUGAAAGGAACAAUCGUUCCUCAGAUCUCGGUUAGAUCAUCUGUUUUGCAAGCUAUCGAUGCAGAGAUUGAUCUAAGCGACUUGACAUUCCUCCAAGAGAUAUGGCUUGCUUGCCACGAUGAUGUUGCCGAGAACGUCGAGAUCGCACAGACCAUUUGGGAAGACAGUGGCUUCACAGUCCGACCAGAGUCCGCUACGGAAAUCUUGCCUUACCUCGAGUCUAGUGACAAGCAACUACGUAGAGCUGCUGCUCGGUCUACUGCUGAAAUUAUACGACUUCAUCCUACCAUCUUUCAAACUAUUACGGCCAGUAUGGAGGCAAUCUACAAAGAAAAGGCGAAACCUCGCGAGCCAGAGCGAGACGAGUAUGGCCUCGUCAAGAAGACCAAUCUUACUGACCUAUGGGAGGCCCGAGACGGCAUUGCUCACACCUACAGGGAACUCGCACCUCUAUAUGUCGAGUCUCGCGUCAUUAGCACUAUAGAGUUCAUGGUCCAAGCUGGGCCACUUGGUGAUCGUAACGCAACAGUCAGAGAUGGUAUGAUCGAGGCUUGUACGGCGAUCAUUGCCUCGAAAGGUAAAACGCAUGUCGAAAAGCUCAUGCAGCUUUUCGAGCAAGCCCUGGAAGGACCAGAUAGAGGCUCUGCAGACUAUGACAUGGUCAACGAGGCAGUCAUCAUUCUCUAUGGUGCUCUGGCUCGACACUUGAAGGCAGGAGACAAUCGGGUACCAAAGGUAGUUCAACGUCUUCUAGACACUCUCAGUACGCCAUCUGAAACUGUCCAAUACGCAGUGGCAGAGUGUCUGCCGCCAUUGGUGCAAGCGAGUAGCCAGGAAACUUCAGCAUAUGUUCAGCAGAUGAUGGAUAAACUACUCAAUUCGAAAAAGUACGCGGAACGUCGAGGUGCUGCUUACGGUCUCGCUGGUAUCGUCAGUGGCAAAGGAAUCAUUGCUUUUCGUGAAUAUCGCCUUCUCGUAACGUUGAAGGGUGCUACAGAAAACAAGAAAGAAGCAAACCAACGACAAGGAGCUUUUCUGGCAUACGAAUUGCUCUCAUUAGUACUUGGACGAGUUUUUGAACCAUAUGUUAUUCAGCUGGUCCCUCAACUUCUGGUUGGAUUUGGCGACAGUAGUGCUGACGUUAGAGAAGCCUGUCUAGACGCGGCGAAGGUAUGCUUCUCGACCCUGAGUUCAUUCGGUGUCAAGCAAGUACUUCCCACUCUUCUCGAGGGCCUCGAUGAUCAACAAUGGCGCAGUAAGAAGGGAGCUUGCGAUUCGCUGGGGGCCAUGGCGUAUCUGGACCCUGAGCAACUUGCCCUGAGCCUACCAGAGAUAAUUCCACCGUUGACUCAAGUCUUGACGGACAGUCAUAAAGAAGUCAGGGCCUCUGCAAAUAGAAGCUUGCAACGCUUUGGUGAGGUAAUCAGUAACCCUGAGAUCAAGAGUACAGUCAAUGUUCUUCUGAAGGCUCUUAGUGAUCCUACCAAACACACUGAUGACGCGCUGGAUGCCUUGAUAAAGGUGUCAUUCGUCCAUUAUCUAGACGCUCCAUCGCUUGCACUUGUCGUCAGGAUUUUGGAACGUGGGCUUGGUGAUAGGUCUGCCACUAAACGAAAGUCGAGUCAAAUCAUUGGAAGUCUGGCUCACCUAACAGAGCGCAAAGACCUGACUGCUCACUUGCCAAUCCUUGUUGCUGGACUCAAGACUGCAAUCGUUGAUCCAGUGCCGACCACACGAGCUACGGCCUCCAAAGCUCUCGGCUCACUUAUCGAAAAGCUUGGCGAAGAUGCCUUACCGGACUUGAUACCCAGCUUGAUGGCAACUCUCAAAUCAGACACUGGCGCUGGAGAUCGAUUGGGUUCGGCACAGGCGCUCAGUGAGGUGCUCGCUGGGCUUGGAACGGCUCGUUUGGAAGAGACCUUGCCAUCGAUUCUUCAAAAUGUACAGAGCUCAAAGUCAUCAGUCAGAGAAGGUUUCAUGUCUCUAUUCAUCUUUUUACCUGCCUGUUUUGGUAACAGCUUUGCCAAUUACCUCAGCAAAAUCAUUCCUUCAAUACUCGGCGGUCUUGCAGAUGACAACGAGACGAUUCGUGAAACAGCACUACGAGCUGGACGACUACUUGUCAAGAAUUUCUCAAGCAAAGCAAUCGACCUACUACUGCCCGAACUUGAGCGUGGUUUGGCUGAUGAUAGCCACCGGAUCCGUCUUAGCUCAGUCGAGCUUGUUGGAGAUCUACUGUUCAACCUCACAGGUAUCACAGGCUCUACAGAGGAAGAAGAAGCCGAAGAAGGCGCGAAAGAAGCCGGACAGUCUCUUCUUGAAGUUCUCGGGGAAGACAAACGCAACAAGGUUCUCUCUGCGCUGUAUAUAUGCCGCUGCGAUACUUCUGGUCUUGUACGAAGCGCCGCCAUCAAUGUCUGGAAGGCUUUGGUAGCUACUCCUCGUAUACUCCGUGAGCUUAUUCCGACUCUUACUCAGCUGCUCAUUCGCCGCCUUGCGAGUUCCAAUAUGGAGCAAAAGGUUAUUGCGGGCAAUGCGCUCGGAGAACUUAUUCGCAAAGCUGGUGAAGGUGUUCUCGCAAGCCUUCUACCUACUUUAGAAGAGGGACUUCACACCACGGACAGCGAUGCCAAGCAAGGCAUCUGUAUAGCGCUUAAGGAACUCAUUUCUGCCGCGUCGACUGAGGUUCUUGAGGAGUACGAGAAAACACUCAUUUCUGUCGUUCGAACGGCACUUGUGGACUCAGACUCAGAGGUCCGUGAAGCUGCAGCAGAAGCAUUCGACUCGUUGCAGCGUAUUCUAGGGAAGAAAGCCGUCGAUCAAGUCCUGCCCUAUCUCCUCAACCUUCUGCGUAACGAGGAUGACGCUCAAAAUGCCCUUUCUGCGUUGCUCACUUUGUUGACGGACAACAUGAGAUCCAACAUCAUUCUCCCGACGCUACUUCCGACCCUUCUAACAACACCAAUGACUGCUUUCAAUGCACGCGCAAUUGCUUCCCUCGCUGAAGUCGCCGGACACACCAUGACGCGGCGCCUACCCAACAUCAUCAAUGCGCUUAUUGAAAACAUAGUAAGCACUAAGGACGAGGAUUUGAGGAGAGAACUCAGCUCAGCAUUUGAUACUGUUUUGCUCUCUGUGGAUGAAUAUGAUGGGCUUAAUACUGCCAUGAGCGUUAUGCUAGGCCUGGUCAAGCAUGACGACCACCGUAGACGAGCCACCGCAGACUUGCAUCUAUCCGCUUUCUUUGCGCGUACCGACAUAGACAUUGCUCGGUACCACGAGAGCUUAAUCUCAGCUCUGCUUGUCUCUUUUGACGACAGCGACAAAGACGUCGUCAAGGCAGCCUGGGCCGCGCUCAGUGAAUUGACGAAGCGACUGCGAAAAGAGGAAAUGGAUUCCUUGGUCAUUUCAACGCGCCAAGUCCUAAACCACGUUGGUGUCAAAGGAUCCAACCUUCCAGGCUUCUCUUUACCCAAGGGUAUAAAUGCCAUAUUGCCUAUAUUCUUGCAAGGUCUCAUGAAUGGUACGGCGACCCAGCGUGAGCAAGCCGCUCUGGCGAUAUCAGACAUCGUCGAUCGGACAAAUGGAGAUGCUCUACGACCCUUCGUUACUCAAAUCACUGGCCCUCUUAUCCGCGUCGUUUCUGAACGUUCUGUGGAGGUCAAAGCUGCAAUCUUGUUCACCCUGAAUAACCUUCUCGAGAAGAUACCAACGCUACUGAAGCCUUUUUUGCCACAGCUGCAACGCACAUUCGCUAAGUCAUUGGCCGAUACAUCAAGCGACGUCCUUCGCACUCGAGCUGCGAAGGCUUUAGGUACCCUCAUCACACUAACACCACGUAUCGAUCCUUUGAUAGCAGAGCUUGUCACUGGAGCUAAGACGAUCGACACCGGAGUCAGGAACGCGAUGUUCAAGGCGUUGUUUGAAGUGGUCAGUAAGGCAGGCAGUAACAUGAAUGAAGCCUCAAGAAAUCUCAUUCUUGGUCUGAUAGAUGCCGAUGAGUGUGAUAACGAUGAAGCAACAGCGAUAACCAACGCUCGACUAUUUGGCGCUUUGGUGAAGGUUGUUCAGGGGGAUGCGGUGGAAAAGCUCCUCAAGUCUCGCGUCCUUACGACGCAGUUCACAAGAUCUUCGGUGUUUGACCUCAAUGCUGUCCUGCUCGAUGCUGCCGUUAGACUUACCAGAGAUUUCGAAGAAGAGACUGUAACAGUAAUCAGCUCCGGGAUUCAGCACAAACAACCAGAGAUUGUCGAUAAUUGCGUAUUGGCAGCAGGUAAAUAUUUGUUGACCGAAUCAAGCAACAAAAAUUUCGAUGCAGUCAAACCGCUGUUCGAAGCACUUGCGCCGAUCAUACAGCCUGGAAAUCCUGUCGAUACUAGACGACUCGCUCUUGUGGUCAUUCGUACGGUGGCUCGAGAAAACAGCGAUGUUGUCAGACCUCAUCUCCCACUGCUUGCGCCGCCCAUAUUUGCAAGUGUGCGAGAUCCGGUCAUCCCCAUCAAACUCUCCGCAGAGGCUGCGUUCUUAGAGAUAUUCUCGGUUGUGGAAGAAGAGACUGUAGUAUUUGAUAAGUACAUGGCAGGUCCAGGUUCGAGCCUGGCCCCCAACCAGAAGCGAAGCAUGCAAGAUUACUUUAAAAGAGUAGCAACGCGGCUGGGGACGCAGGCCAGGGAGAGAAAAGAAGCCGAAGGUGGCCAUGGGGGGCUUGGUUUGUCUAGUGAUGAGAAGGAAGAUGAGAGAGAAGUUUGGAGCGUUGGCAAAGUUGACUUGGGUGAAAGUGCCCUUCGCGACGAUUAA